Messenger RNA from Cutaneotrichosporon oleaginosum, 380 nucleotides. RefSeq lists its product as uncharacterized. The record is from RefSeq and is a predicted model, not a curated record. Lineage: Eukaryota; Fungi; Basidiomycota; Tremellomycetes; Trichosporonales; Trichosporonaceae.
CGAGAGCGAACUACUCGAGCUGCUCGCUGAUCAGAGGGAUCAGAAGGGAUAAAUACGGGCUGGAAGGCUGUUCAGUGCUCAGUACUCCAAGCUACCUCAGGCCUCGCCACCACACUAUCUGAACGCACAACAAUGAACAAUACCAACACACCAAUCAUGACCCAGCGCAACUGGCUCGCGCGGCUAUUCUCCCGCAAGCCCAAGGCUCCCAAGGCCGCCAAGCCCCCCAAGGCACCCAAGCCGCCCAAGGCCCGAAGGCGUCGCGGGAGCGGAGGUGGAGGCGGCAGCGGUGGAGGCGACGGUGGAGGCGGAGGUGACGGUGGCGGCGGAGGUGGCGGAGGUGGUGGCGACGGCGGUGGCUGCUAGGCAUUCUUGCAGAG